GUCGCCGGUGGAGACGUAGUAAUAGUGGUAAACCUUCAGACUGGCAUGCCCUCGUGUCUUCGUGCCUUCGCUUCGAAUAGUUUGGAGACGGCACAAUGCUGGAAGACCUAUCUAUGCUAGAGUUGGUUUUCGACUACGACCAUCCUUGGUGGUUCAGUGCAAUACACCAGAUCAAGCAACAACGCUCGUCAGUCAGUUUCAAAGCAUCGGACCAACCAAUAACAAGGAUGAGUCAAGAAGUAAAGUUGGACGGUGGAUCAUAAAAAUAAACGUUAGUGUUGUGCUUCGAGAUUGUUGUUGAUCGACUCUGAUCGUUAGUGUUCUACUUCGCCAAAGAAAGAACGUGGUGCCGUGGAGUUGGGCUUGAUUUUGAAGGUGUGGCACACGUUUCUCGUCCUGCUUCUGCUUGUGAGGGAUCUUCACCCUCAUUGCUCUUCGGCCGUGGAAGAAGAGGCUUCCGGUUUCUGUCCUUUUUUUAACCCUGGCUGCCGUCUCAGACUUUCCGGCCUUUCUCAUUGCUCUCCCUCUUAUUUGCUUGUGAACGUCGACGCGACGAUUCAAAGGGAGGAAAGAACCCCUCACUGAUAACUAGACGCCGUCAUAGACUGAAGAUACAAGACAUUGAGAAACACCCUCCUCUCGAAUACGGUCGUAUUAUCAAUCUGACGGAGCAGUGUUUUUCAUUGUCAAGUUCAAUCUUGGCUAAGAAAUAUCCCAGCAUCAUCCUGACCGCCCUCAUUCCACCGGUACGGCAUUCACUCCCGGCGAAGAAAGUUGAAUUGCCUACGGGAACCCCGGCGAUCACUCUGAGAUAGAACUUAAAAAAAGACCCAAACCUGUGACCGAGGGCGAGGCGAACCACUAAUACAGUCAGUGAAUGACCUCGAAUGAAUUGCCGACUUUGUACCAACAGAUGCUGAACAGCAGAUCUAUGAGAUUCGAUUCGAAGCGACCGAGCAUGAUUUGAGCGUUUUCCAGACGACCAAGCAAAAACGAAGAAAACACAAUGAGGACCUGCUGGGGAACGGAAUUGUGGGAUAAAUACCAAGACCUCACGAGUCACACCCAAAGAGGAAUCGAUUUUCUCGAGAGCUCCGUCGGGUCUUUCAUCAAGGAACGGGGGAAAAUCGAAGAUCAAUAUGCCAAAUCCCUGAGAGGAUUGGUAAAGAAGUUCUCGAUCAAAGAUAAUCCCAAACCCGACGAGGAGUUUACAUAUAUCAAGGCCUACAAAAAGAUGUUAACAGAGGUCGGUUUCGAGGCUGGACAGCAUGAGCGUCUGGCCGAAGCUUAUACCCAGGUAUGCUACAAAGGCGUCCAUGAUAAUGUCAAGAAACUAAAAGAGAGGAAGAAGAGAAACACGAAAGAUCACGACAAGAUUUGCACGGAGCUAGAGCAAUCCUUCAAAGCCAUGGACUCGAGCCGAAGCAAAUUCCGAAAGGCUUUCGAUGAGCAAGAGAAGGCUUUUGCAGCCAUCGACCGAGCUGAAAAGGACGGAGGGUCGACCAAAAACGAUAUUUCAAAGUUGAAAAAAGCGUCCAAUGACAAAAGUCGCCUGUGUGAAAAUGCCAAAGGAGACUAUGCGCGACAAUUAGUCAAAACCAAUGAUACCCAACACAAGCACUAUUUGGAACGCCUGCCCAGCCUCAUCAACGACCUUCAAGUGCUCGAUCAAGAUCGGAUCGAGUUCAUUCGGUCAGCGAUACUGACGAAAAUGUCGAAACGAAGCGAAAUCGAGCCUAUCAUUAAGAACUGCCAGGAUUCGAUUGUCUCCGCCAUUAAAGAAAUCAACCCAGAGGAUGACACAGAAAUCGUCAUUGAACGCUACAAAUCCGGUGAUGUGCCUCCCAAUGAUUUCAAAUUCGAGGACAUGUCCGAUCCUCAGUCCAUGUUGUUGUCAGAUCCCCGAGAAAAGGCCACCAACCUCAACUUAUAUCCGAGGAAGAAGGAGAUAGAGCGUGCCAUCGAAGAAGCUGAGCACGAGCACAACAAGAAGACGAAAGAGUUUAAAAGCUUGCAACAAAUGGUCAAUACUUACAAGGAAAAUCCAAAAUUUGGAAGCACCAAAAAGUUUCAAUCAGAAAUUCACACAUUGGAAAAGGAUGUCGCUCAGCUUGAGCGCCAUCUCGACGAACUGAGAAAAGAACUCAAGUCCACGGAGAGUCGCCUCGAGUCCAUACGAAGUCGAAGUCCAAUGGUGGGGAGUCCCAUGCUCAGGGGAAGUCUAAAUCGGACCCCACGGAGUAGUCAGAGCAGCGGGAGUAUAAAAUCGUCGAGUCUCUCCUUAAGCUCUGCCGCACCUAUGAACACGUCUCCGGAUCCCAUCUCAUCUUAUGAGGAAAUCAACAAUAGCAACAAU
This is a messenger RNA of Tigriopus californicus, 2356 nucleotides long. RefSeq names its product formin-binding protein 1-like. Lineage: Eukaryota; Metazoa; Arthropoda; Copepoda; Harpacticoida; Harpacticidae. The record is from RefSeq and is a predicted model, not a curated record.